Molecule: messenger RNA, 5248 nt
Organism: Hippoglossus stenolepis (Pacific halibut)
Lineage: Eukaryota; Metazoa; Chordata; Actinopteri; Pleuronectiformes; Pleuronectidae
Gene: vax2
Product: ventral anterior homeobox 2
Exons: 3
Coding region: 946-1851 (301 amino acids)
Biological process (GO): brain development; regulation of DNA-templated transcription; central nervous system development
Molecular function (GO): DNA-binding transcription factor activity, RNA polymerase II-specific; DNA binding
Source: RefSeq, a predicted model, not a curated record
ACGUGCCCGGCCCGGCGGACCAAUCAGCGGCGAGCCUGCGUGGGCAGGAAGUGACGUGACCGGGUUCCUGCCACUGUAAAUUGCCGUGUGUCACCACAAAUGUUACCCACACACCAACAUCUCUCACAUCCGAGAGGCUGAUCCAUCCGCCGCCUCGCUCCUCGUGACGUGAAGCAAAAAACUAUCAAACAGACCCACUGAGCUUCUAUUAGCGCGGGAGCAUAAGUGACCAUUUCCCCCCUUUUCCCCCCUGGUCCCCUCCUGGAGGGUUCGAACCCAGACCUCCUCUCCUGUGCGCUCUCCACACACACAGACGACCCCCCCCCACCCUCUCUCCCUUUAUCCACCGACAACAAGCAGCCAAGAACCCGCAGGAGCAGUGGAUGAACCCGGGGCUGAAGUAACAGGCUGCUGCUCUGGAGGAACCAGGAGAAACUUUCCUCUCCUGGCUCGUGCACGGUGAACUGUGACCGCAGCUGUGUCUGUGUGUGUGUGUGAGGGGGGUUUUGCGCACCGCCUCUCACUUAAUUUCUAAGCAGUGUGUGUGUGUGUGUGUGUGUGUGUGGCACCUCCCCGCUCCUCCAUAGAUCUGGUUGCCCCUUGUACCUUGCAGGCUGCACCAUGCAUUCCUCCUGGCUGCUGUAGUUAGAGCAGGACACCGAGGUUCCUCUCACCGCCCUCCGCCUCGCUCUGGACUCCGGACCGCGCGUCAUGCCGCGACACCUGAAGCUCUCCCCGGCUCCUUCACUGGACCGCGUGGCUCCUUUGUAACUGGAUCUACUUGUUUCCCCUUUUGUGGAGGAAAGAGGAGGGCAUGCACUCCUCGUCUCCGGAGAACACUUGCAAAGAGGAGAAGAAAGUGUAGCGAGAGAGAGAGAGGGCUGAGCCGCAGAGACAAGGAGGAGCAGCGAGCGAGCAUCCGAAGAGACUGCAGCUGACUUGUAGAUGUUCGAUCAGGCCACGACUAUGGGCGAUGGGAGCCACCGCUGUGGACCCAACCCGCUGUGUCCGGACCGGAUGGAGACGAAGUGCCGCGCCGAGAUCGGGAGCCGGUCCCCGGUGCAGAGCUCCAACGACACCCCGGGGACCUCCGCGUCCACGCCGACCUCCUCCAGCGAAGACGGACACGACAAACUUUUGGGAGUGGACCCUGACUACUGUCGGAGGAUAUUAGUGAGGGACGCCAAAGGCACCAUCCGGGAGAUCGUCCUGCCCAAGGGCCUCGACCUGGACCGGCCCAAGCGCACGCGGACCUCCUUCACGGCCGAGCAGCUGUACCGGCUCGAGCUCGAGUUCCAGCGGUGCCAGUACGUCGUGGGCCGGGAGCGCACCGAGCUCGCCCGGCAGCUGAACCUCUCCGAGACCCAGGUCAAAGUGUGGUUCCAAAACCGCCGGACCAAGCAGAAGAAGGACACCACCAAAGAUUCGGACAAACGCUCUUCCUCCACGUCCGAGUCCUUGGCCACCUGCAACAUCCUGCGCCUCCUGGAGCAGGGUCGCCUCCUGGCAGGCCCCGCCCCACCUCACAACUCCCUGUUGGGGCCGCAUCACAACGGCUCCCUGCUGAGCAGCCCGGGCGGAGGCUCCUCUCCUGGAAUCAGCAGCAGCACUCCACCCGGCUCCCUAUCAGGGGGGACUUUUGGGCUGUCGCUGCCAUCCCUGGGCGGCACCCCGCCCUCGCCGCGGCUGGGCAUCCCACCGCCACACUCCCUCUGCUUCUCCAUGCCGCUGCUGGGGGGCGCUCAUCACGAACUGACGUCCUCUUACGGCUGCGGCUCCUCAGCUUUUGAGCCGUACAUGCGGCUGGACAGGAAGGAGGCCGACCUGGGCGGAAAGAAGACGGUUUCUUAAGUAACGCGUCCGUCUUUGCGGACGCCAGGGGACCGGGACUUGUCUUCGUAAGAGCUUUCCUCCUCGGCCUCUCCCCCUGCGGCCUGUUUGACACUGAAUGGCCGCAGACGGGGGCAAAGAAAUCACCCUGGAUCACGAGAGAUGUGAAAAAAGAGGAAGAGACCAGGUUGCUUUUCCUUGCGGCACCAUUUUGUGUCCACAGCACUGUUUGGCACACUGGCACAAAAUGGUGAAAAGGACGCGAUGUGACGGAGACUCUCCCACAUGAAAAAAAAAAAGAAGAAAAAAACUUGUGAAUUUCUUUUUUGCAAAAUGCCGUGUGUGUGUGUUGCGUGACCCCUGACAGAUGUUUUUAUCACCACUCUCUUCGCAGUGGUUUUAAAUGACUCGUCAUUUUUUUUUUUUUGUCCAGUGAGUUUGUGCGUGUGGUUCGUUUCUCUCUAUACAGGCCUUCAUCUACUGUUCAGGAAAAAAAAAGAAUACUUGACACGGACAGUUCAGAUUGAAUCAGUAUCUGAACGAGAAGAGCAGCGUUUCAAAUCGAGCCGUUUGUACACAUUUCUCUUCGAGUGGCCAUGUUUGAUUUUAGUUGAUGUGCUGAUCACAAAAUGGAAGAAACACUGAAAAAAAGAAAACUGACAAAAAAAAAAAGAAUCGUAGCAUUUUAAUAUCAGUCUGUUUGGUGUCCAGCGGUAGUUUUUGUAAAUUCUUGAUUUGGUUGUGUUUGUUUAUGUGGUAGGAUCUGGACAAACGAUGCAGAAUCACAUAUCUAGAUCUGAUUAAUAUAAAAAGAACACGAGGAGGAGGAGGAGGAAGGAAGCUGGUUCGACUCUGCCAAAGCGUUUACGGACGAAGCUUUGGAGGUGCAGCGCUUCGUGUCAUCCAAUCAGUCGAGGUCGGGCUCAGAGAAACGACCUUUGAAUCCACGACUCACAGGUGUCACGGUUUCUCUUUCAGCGAACAGCGAAAAAGACGUUCAGUAAAUCAGACGCGUAAUUAGACGUAUUUAACCGGACCAAAUUUGGAGUCGGAGUUGUGGUUCGGGGCCGAAGCUACAAACGAUUAAUCCAUCGAUUGGUCGACAGAAGUAUUCCGUCAUGUUCUCAAGCAAGAAAUAUACCAAACGUUCUCCGGUUCCAUCGUCUCAAAUGUUAUUUUUUCUUCUCCGUCAUAUUUUGAACUCGUCAUCAUCACAACAGCAGCAGCUAUCGAACAUAUUUCAGGUCAUAUCCACAAUAAAACUAAACGUCUUCGUGACUUUUACUGUACCAAGUUAUUAAGUUAUAUAUUAACACACUCGCUAAAUUUAAUUUGAAAGAAAUCAACCCUUUUUAAGUCGGUAUCACAUUUUCUUUUUUUGACCGUCGUUUAUUUUUCUUUAAAUUUAUAUUUUCAUCUUUGCUCCAUGUUUCUCGUAUUGAUUUUUAUUUCCCUGCUUCUCUCUUCACCUCGAACCGUCUUCAGCUGAAGGACUCCUCCGCACGCCCCCCCGUCGAAAAGCACUUUAUGUUUGCAGAUUUUUAACUUCCCUUUUUUAUUUGAAAUCAGGAAAGUCAGGAUUUACUCUGGACAGAAAAAAAAUCUGUUAUUUGUUAAAUAAGCUUCGACCUCAGUCAAUUGGUUUGAACCGAAAUCGACCUCUGAUUCAGAAAACGUGGAUUAAGGAAGCUUCAGCUCUAUUAUUACGUUUCUCUCUUUCCACUAUAUGAUGCCAUACGUCCACGUUUCCUCGUCGUCCAAAGAAAAUCAAGACUCACCUGCCGCGACCUCCAGCUUCCACGUGUCACACGAGUUACUUCCCCCUUUUCACCGUUUCAGUUUCAUGUAUGUAUUCAUGGGUCUCGAGUUCUUUCUCUUCAUUCUUCGCUCCCUCACGUUUGCCGAAGGUGACUCGACAUCCGCGAAGAAAACAAAGAAGAGAAAAGGCCACUACCAUGACAUCAAUUUAAAACGGAGGCGCUAACAAGCCAAGGCCAGGUCGUGCCGAAAAACAGCUGAGCGCGUGUUUCCAUUUUGUGAAAACAUUUCUCGUAGAGUGCACAGACAGGUUCCGACCUCGGCCUCUGAAAAUGUAAGAGAAAACCCCAGCGUGUCAGCUCGCCGGGGCCUUUUUGCGCCCGUGUAGCGCUGCAGCCGGCGAUUUGUUGUUGUUGUGUUCAGACCCCGGCGGCGCUGCAGAAACCGCUGUUAUCUACUCAUGGCUCUUUGCAGCGGUGCACCUGUGCUGCUGUUGAACACUAUUAUUUUCUAUAAGCACCAUCCAUAAUUCACACGCUGCGACAUCAAAUAUUGAGCGGAGAGAUGAAGCUGAGAGGUCAGGAGGCUGGUUUCUCAUGUGAGGCUGAUGCACCCUUUCACAAACCCUCUUUUCCUUUUUCUUUACUGCAGGGACGUUUCGCUCCUUUGCUAAAUUGCUUUCCCGCUGUGCCGCGAGCAAAACACAGACUUCUAGCUGGAAUAUUCCAUUUUUAUUGUUUUGUAGCUUUAGUGUUGAUUCAAAGUCCAAACUCUCCACACAAGGAAGAUGAAGGAGCCUCAGAAUUCAUUGUGUUUCCACUUAUCUCUCAAUCGAUGUGACAUGAGGAGGCUUAGUAUGUUGAGAAACUGUUUUUGUAUUUGAGUCGUUACAAAAAAAAAAUUGUCUCUCCGAUUUCUUUAUUUCCUUCAAACUGCAGCACUGACUCCACAUUCUGUCACUUUACUGGUGUUUCACAGAGUAGAUCUGCGGCUGCGGGAGGAAGGAUCCAGCUCCAGGGAAACUUUGCAUCAGUUAAACACAAGCCUUCUUUUUUUUUUUUGGUUCUGCUUUUUCUUCUGUUGCUUUUUUUUCAUUUUGUGCAAUCUGUGACAUCUUGCACUUGUUUUGCCGACGCCUCAGAAACACGACGGGGCCUCGCGGCUCUGCCACGAUCCUCUCGAUGGACACAGUCCUUCUGAGAUUGUGUGAAAUGUUCCUUUUAUUUAAAGAAAAAACAAAAAAAAUACACUUCUUCUAGGUUCACUUUUUCGUUAUGCACAACUUCUGCAACGUCUUUUUCUUUGAGCAGUAAAAGUUAAUGUCAAGCUAAUGGCACCAGCUACUACUUAUGAUGAACAAACUCUAUGUACAUAGAUAUAAAUUUAUAUAUAAAUAUAUAUAUAAAUGGGUCUUUGCACAAGUUAUCUCCAUGUCCGCUCCGUGUGAUUUUAACAGGAAAAACAAAAUGCGAAGGAACGUUCAGAAAAAAAAAAGACUUUAUAUGCUUUACAGUUCUUUGUCUCAUUAACAUUUUGCACUUAUUUAAAGAGGCUUACUUCUGUUUCUGGGCUGACAGAGCUGUUUUCACGCUCGGCCGAGAUACUGUACAAUAUGUAUAUGUAUUUUUAUUCAUAUGCAUAUAAAUAUAUGUCUAUGUAA